GUGUGUGUCGCGGUUUCAUUCUUGAAAAUGAUAAAAUCCCGCACGACUUCGGAGAACGUGGCGACGUCGCAUCCCCCCCACUAUUUCUCCAGCGCUUGCCGGUAUGCUCGGGCUGUCUUCCACCUCCUCCCCACUUCCUCCCACAAGAAAACAACACAGUUUGCAUGAACAGACCCCGGAAAUCCAAUCAUAAGCGCCUCAAUUCGCGAGUCUUGAUCUUUUCCCGGAAGAAAAGAUUUGGCUUUUGGCCGAGUUCUUGCUUCUUGGAAGCUUUUGGGUGUUGUUGAAGCGUACCCAGAAGCCAAAAGAUCGGUCUUUUUCCUCGAAGCUGUCCGUCUACCCCACUUUACACGGAAAUAAGAGAGCCGGGGCUUUUCGUUUGUUGCCUCUCUCUCUCUCUCUCUCUCUCUCUUUCUUCUGUGCAUGCUGGGGGACUUCCAUGGAUAUCGACUCUCCAAAUGCCGCUUCCCUCUUUGCUGAUCAAAAGUGUAGAAAAUCUUGUUUCUCUAACAUCUUACCUGCAGCAUCUUUGUUUUGUCUAGCACUCUUCAUCGGGAGUGCACUGUUGGUAUCAGAUAACAGAGAGAAAUUCUCAGGAUGGGAUUGGAGGGGAAUUGAUAAAUCACAGAGCACUAAAACCAGCACUUGUGCGAAUCAGUGCAGACCACGUGGAAGUGAGGUUUUACCAGAAGGUAUUGUUGCCAGUUCUUCUGAUUUGGAAAUGAGGCCACUGUGGGAUUCCGCAAAGGGCUCUCCUAGUUCUUCGUCUAACUUGUUUGCCGUGGCUGUUGGAAUCAAGCAAAAGGAUCUUGUUAAUAAAAUGGUUACAAAGUUUCUGUCAAAUGAUUUUGUGGUGAUGCUUUUCCACUAUGAUGGCGCUGUUGAUGAGUGGAAGGACCUAGAAUGGAGUGAUCGCGUCAUACAUGUAUCUGCAUCUAACCAAACUAAAUGGUGGUUCGCCAAACGUUUCCUUCAUCCAGAUAUAGUUGCAGAAUACAACUAUAUUUUCCUCUGGGAUGAGGACCUAGGAGUUGAAGAUUUUCACCCCAAUAAGUAUAUAUCUAUUAUCAAGACUGAAGGGCUUGAGAUAUCACAACCAGCCCUUGAUCCAACGAAAUCAGAGGUGCAUCACCAAAUCACUGCACGUGGGAGGAGAACAGUUGUUCACAGGAGGACUUACAAGCCUGGUGGUCGUGGUAAAGGUUGUGGUUCCAACAGUACAGCUCCUCCAUGCACUGGGUGGAUAGAGAUGAUGGCUCCAGUUUUUUCCAGAGUUGCCUGGCGCUGCGUAUGGUAUAUGAUUCAGAAUGAUUUGAUCCAUGCUUGGGGCCUAGACACACAACUUGGUUACUGCGCUCAAGGUGAUCGAACCAAGAAUGUAGGCAUUGUGGAUGCUGAGUAUAUAGUGCAUUAUAAUCGGCCGACACUAGGCGGUGGCAAUGAAAACAAGUCGGACUCACAGUCACAUCAUGAUGCUUCUGAGACAGAAAAAAUGGAAUCAGAGGCACCGUCAAGGUCUCAUAAACAUGAUCCUAGAGUUGAAGUGAGGAGGCAGUCCUAUAUCGAACUCGCAGUAUUCCGAAAAAGAUGGAAGAAGGCUGUGAAGGAAGAUGUAUGUUGGACUGAUCCAUACCCUCAAGCUGCAGCAGACAAUAUCAUGGCCUAAUGUUGAGAAAAUGCUCCUCUUGCGAGGAAUUCUUUAGAUUGAUGGCUAUAUAUGAUGCAAAGAGGACCGAGGCAGCAACUGAUUACAGGCAUUGAGAAGAUAAGCCUCGUAUCUUCAAGCAUAGUUUAUGCAGUGCCGGGGUUUCAAAGGUACCGUGUACAUCGUGCCGCCGCUGCUGUAGAUAAUUGAAUCCCCUUUUCAAUUGCAAGAAUGAUAGGUUGCGAGGUAAAUGCUCUUUAUACCCUUGAUAUCAUUCCUUUUGUUUAGCCGGUAGGGACCAUCUUCAAGACUGCAGAGUAGCGUAGGCUAUCGGGAAGCAAUUAUUGUAUCGCUCUCAUCACGCGCACUCUUUCGUCUCGUACCACUGUGCAAUGUUCCAUGAAAAAUGUAGAGAGGGUCCAUAAAGGUUGUCCGCUUAUGGACUAUCUCAUGCUGUCUAUUGACCAGUGCACAUCAUGACAAGCCACAAUAAGCUCCAAAAUCUUUAAAGUUUGUAACUUUAUGAAUUACCGCCGUUUCAGGUAGAACUAGAUUACCUUGUUGAUUCGGAGGUAAUCUGUGGCAAAUGAUUUGCUCUAUCUUUUGCCUUUUCUUUACCCUGUUGCGGUGGGCACUUUCGCUGACACUGCAAAUGAUUUUUGUUGAGUUGCAAUCAUGAAGAGUGUCUGCCUAGCAUUGCUCCAA
Messenger RNA from Eucalyptus grandis, 2350 nucleotides. RefSeq lists its product as uncharacterized. NCBI's taxonomy places the organism in Eukaryota, Viridiplantae, Streptophyta, Magnoliopsida, Myrtales, Myrtaceae. The coding region runs from base 440 to 1666 and encodes 408 amino acids. The record is from RefSeq and is a predicted model, not a curated record. The transcript has 15 exons.